Messenger RNA from Adineta ricciae, 2919 nucleotides. NCBI's taxonomy places the organism in Eukaryota, Metazoa, Rotifera, Eurotatoria, Adinetida, Adinetidae. The record is from the annotation of a GenBank genome assembly.
AUGUUCAAUCUCUCGGAGAAAUUCCAAGAGCAAUUCAGUCAUGUUCAACAACAGUUCGAUAAAUGGACAGCAUUCGAGCAAAUGUAUGCUUCAGUGGAUUUAACGAAGAAACUCUCGAUGCCGUAUCGAUAUUUUCUUUCGCAAUUUUUAUGUCAAAUAAAUAGUCAGGUCGAAAACAACGACAUGUUUCAUCAUACAGUUCACCAAGCGAAUGCACCUGCUAUUCUUGCCUGUCUUUUAUCUGAUCCGGAUGAUAAAAUCAUUUCGACUCUUCUUCUAUAUCUACCAUUAGUGUCAACAACAACGGCUAAUGACAAAUUACUCGAAGCAUAUCGAGAUGUGUUUGUGUAUCUCGAUUCAAAAUUAGCUAACCCAUCGAAUUUUUCGUGUACAGAACAACAACUCAUACAUUACUGUCAACAGAUGAAAUUUUUUAUUCAAAAGCAUCCAAGUUUACAAAAGUUUUUAAUUGACAUUCCACAAUUGAGCGCAUUAGCAGCAUCAGGAAAGCCAAAUAGCAAUGAAAACACAGAUGAGAUAUUAGCAACGUCGCGUCUGCAGCAACCUCUACAAUGCUAUCCAUCUGUUCGAUCUUAUCAACAAAUAUCACCACCACCACCACCAACAACAACGGCGUCGCUGUUGACAAACUUUGUUUCCGAAGGCUCUUAUCAGACGAACGUAUCUCAACAACCGAUUCGUAAAGAUGCAAGUGAUAGUGGAGUUGAUCUCUCGGAACCAUGUUUAACAAAUUCUGUACAAAAUUUGUUAUCAUCGCAAAUGUCUCAACAUUCAUCGAUUGGACGUUCGCAUUCAGCGAAUUUAGGAUUGAAUAACGAAGGAGAUAAUCAACCGAACCAUCAAUUUGUUAUUAAAUCGUCAUCAUCACCGACACCCGAACAAACGAAUACAGUUCGUCCAUCGUUCGUACCACUCACAGCCGUUCUAAGUGCGCCUGCACCAUCGCAUCAUUCCUACUAUUCAGAUUUUCGACAUCAAAACUCCACUUUCUCACAUCAGCAAGGUCGACCCACACUAACCAUCAGUGACGAAGAUGAAGAAGAGCCUUCAACACAUUUAUACUCACAAAAUCUAUUCACAUCCGCGGACAAAUUCUAUUCAGAUAUAAAUGCAACAGAAAACAAUAUCAAUAACAAUCGUUUACGUCAAUUUUGUUCUUUACGCAAUCGACCAGCGCGAACACAUAUGAACAAUUCAGCAAAUAAUUCUGAAAGUGUAUCACAAUAUUUAGGUGUUGACGGAGUUUCUGGUUCCACACGCAAUACAUUCAUUCAACCAAACAGUGGCAUGCGCGAUGUUCCAAAAUGGUUAAAAAAUCUCCGGCUUCAUAAGUAUGCAUUCUUCUUUUCACAAACGACUUAUGAUCAAAUGAUGGGUUUGACUAUCGAUCAACUGAAAGAGGGCAAAAUUACUGAUGGUGCUUGUACAAAGAUCUUAUUGAACAUAAAAAAGUUGAAAGAAAGACAAGUUUUAUUGCAACAAUGUCUUAUUGAUAUCGAUAACGAACAAAUUGAUAUGAAAACCGUUCUACAACACCUAAAUGAUCUAAUGUUAACGCCGAUACGCGCUCCACAAGCAGAUCAAAACAAUAAUGAUAACGAAGAAAAUCUACCGAAGCUAAUUAUGCAAGUGCUCGAAAAAGUUUAUCAACAAUUGACAUCGAACACAUCAUCCACAACCCUUUUAUCUGAUAUGUGUAAUAAUUUAGUUGGUCUAUUCGAUCGUUGUUAUAAGCACGAAGCAUUCUCUGCUGAUCAACGUCACAAAUUAUUACACUGGCGUGGUCCACUCUGUAAUAAAUUACAAACAUCUGGUAAAAUUGAAUAUAAAUCUAUGCAAUCCUCCUCAUCAUCGUCAGCAAAUCGACGACCGCAAUUAAAACCUCAAACAAGUAUGGGCAACAUGAAUUCGACUCAACUAGUUAAACCGGCCAUACGUAACAUCAAAAGUAUUGCACCGUAUUAUCCAAAUUACCAAACAACAUCGAUACCCUUAUCACGACAGCACAAUUCCGACUUACCGAGUUCAAACGGAAGUAAUUCCAAUUCGAAUGAAAUCAAUUUCAUUCGGCGUCCAACAAAAUCUCCUACACUAAUAUUUACACCGAACAAUGACUCACCGGAUGAGACAGGUGCGACCCAAUCUUCGCCAAAUGGUCAUUUAUCGAUUGUCUCAAGUCACUCCUUACAAGAACAAACAUCCUAUCAUCAAGCUCAACCGUAUAUUACUGAACGUUCAGGCAUCGGUGGUGGCAGUCUUCGACCAUCAUUUAACUACGUAGCUUCGACGUCACAACGCACCAAUGGAGGUUAUUUAGCUGCUAAUCAACAUCAAUUAUUGACACGUAAAACAAGCAUUGAUCCAUACGGUGAAAGCCAUUUCGAAGAUAAGAAUAAGUUAUGUAAAACAUUCAGUGAUCCGAGUCGAAUUCGUUUCUGUCAUCCAAUUCCAACUCAACAAUCAGCGAAUCAUUUACAAAUAGUAUCUCAAUCCAAAACCUAUCAGAGUACAUCGACACCUUACUCAUCCCGACAAUAUCUCUCACGCUCUCAACCGGCAUCAAAUAAUACAAAACCAUUUUUUGAACUCGACUCAAUCGCUCAGUCGCCUAUUCAAAAAUCUUACUCGGAUAAGGAAGCAUCUGUUUAUUUUAAAGAUGAUGAAAAUAAUAAUCAUUUAAUAACAACACCGACAUCAUCGUCAAAGGAUGGUAAACCUGAUGACGCGGAGUUUGAUUUAAAACAAAGACAUAAUAGUACAGAAUUCGAUACAUUAUGUCGUCAAGUAACAGAAUCUGCAAUAAGUGAUGAUGUUAUUGAUGAAGUAAUGGAACAAAAAUACUCUUCGGAUAUCCAAACCACGAAAUCAUCUUCGGCUAGUUCAAUAGAUACCGAAUAG